Durusdinium trenchii is the source of this 3401-nucleotide messenger RNA. The record is from the annotation of a GenBank genome assembly. NCBI's taxonomy places the organism in Eukaryota, Dinophyceae, Suessiales, Symbiodiniaceae.
UGAAGGAAGGGCACAUGAGCAGUAGUGGUAGCUGGACAUGGUCGAGCAGCUCAGGUAGCCACAAUGGCAUUUCCAGUGAGAUGAUGGACAAGCUGAUGAAGGAGGGCCACAUGGGCAGCGGUGGUUCUUGGACGUGGUCAAGCAGUUCAGGUAGCCAUGGUGGAGCAGGAGGAGGCGGGUCCUUCAGCUGGUCAAGCAGCUCAGGAAGCUCUGGUGAUAUUUCGCAGGAAAUGAUGGACAAGAUAUCACAGGGAGGCAUGUCGAAGGAUGGAAUCAGAGAGGCCUUGGCGAUGUUGGAGAAGAUGAAGGCGGGCAAUGGCGGUUCAGUGGAAGAGUCGGAAGCGCAGCUGGAAAAGUUGAAGAAGAUCGAGGGCAUGCUAAAGGAUGCUCAAGGCAGUGACACCGAGACCGAGGAUGGCUCAUCGGGAUCUGAAACUUCUUCAGAUAGCUCAACAGGCACAUCUUCUUCAGAUGACGCCUCCAGCUCAUCCUCGGAUGAGUCGGCCAGCUCGUCCUCGGAUGAAUCGGCCAGCUCGUCCUCGGAUGAAUCGGCCAGCUCGUCCUCGGAUGAAUCGGGAAGCUCAGAUGCCUCAACAGUCUCCUCCAUCUCAUCUGAGAGUUCUGCCACAUCAGCUCCUUCCGUAGCUGCCAUGCUGGCCCCCACCCCGGCCGCGGUGCCGGUCGUGGCGCCGGCCGCGGUGCCGGCCGUGGCGCCGGCCGCUGUGCCGGCCCCCACACCAGUCACUGGCGUUGGUGCCCUCGGUGGUAGCUCUUCAGAUAUGAUGAAGAAGUUCAUGAACGGCAUUUCUGGAACGAUGCUCGAUGACCUGAUGGGCUCCGUCGCAAAGAAUGAUGCACAUGGUAUUCCAUACUGCAGCACUGGCCACAAACACCAAUGCCCGAGUGACUGGGUAGGCAGCGACGGUGGAUACCAUUGCAUGCACAAGCUUGUGAGGCAGACUAGCCUGUCUCAGUAUGAAAGCUCUGGCGGUGCUUGCCGGCCCUUUGGACAUGGUCCUUUCCCAUACGUUGAUUGCCAAGAUCAGUGCCGUAUUGGUGGCCAGGCAGACGCUGCUGACAAUGGAGGUGAGAUGACACCUGAGAUGAAACAGAAGUUGAUGAAUAUGAUGAUGCAUAAGAUGAAGCCACCGCCAAACACAGAGGAACAGCAGGAACCAGAAGCAGCGACAGAGGAGACAGAGAAGGAGGAGGAACCAGAGGCAGCUGCAGAGAAGGAGGAGGAACCGGAGGCAGAGAAAGAGGAGGCACCAGAGGCAGAGAAAGAGGAGGAACCAGAGGCAGCUGCAGAGAAGGAGGAGGAACCGGAGGCAGAGAAAGAGGAGGCACCAGAGGCAGAGACAGAGGAAGAACCAGAGGAAGCGGCAGAGAAGGAGGAGGACUCAGAAGCAGCAGCUAUGAAGGAGUUCAUGGACGGCAUGUCGAAAAGUGAACUAGAUGACUUCAUGGCCUCCACAGCAAGCAAUGACGAACACGGUCUUCCGUUCUGCGCCGUUGGCCACAGACACCAAUGCCCCGCUGACUGGGUGAGCAAUGAUGGUGGAUACCAUUGCCUCCAUCAGUUGGGAGAGACCAAGGAGCAAUAUGAAAGCUCUGGCGGUGCUUGCCGACCCUUUGGACAUGGUCCUUUCCCAUCUAUUGAUUGCCAAGAUCAGUGCCGUAUCAGUGGCCAGGCCGAAGCUGCUAACAAUGGAGGCAAGUUGACACCUGUAAUGAAAGAGAAGCUGAAGAUGAUGAUGCAGAAGCAGGCACAGGAACAGGCAGAGGCAGAGAAAGAGGAAGUAGAGAAGGAGGAGAAACCAGAAGCAACCGCAGAGACGGAGGAAGAACCAGAGGCCGAGAAAGAGGAACCAGAGGCAGCUGCAGAGACGACGGAGAAAGAACCAGAGGCCGCUGCAGAGAAGCAGGAGGAACCUGAGGCAGCUGCAGAGACGGAGGAAGAGACGGAGAAAGAACCAGAGGCAGAGAAAGAGGAACCAGAGGCAGCUGCAGAGACGGAGAAAGAACCAGAGGCAGAGAAAGAGCAACCAGAAGCAGCUGCAGAGACGGAGAAAGAACCGGAGGCAGCUGCAGAGAAGGAGGAGGAACCUGAGGCAGCUGCAGAGACGAAGGAAGAACCAGAGGCCGAGAAAGAGGAACCAGCGACAGCCGCAGAGAAGGAGGAGGAACCAGAGGCAGGGAAAGAGGAACCAGCGGCUGAGAAAGAGGAAUCAACGGCAGCCGCAGAGAAGGAGGAACCAGAGGCAGCCGCAGAGGAGAAGCCAGAGGCCGAGGAGACCGGGGAAAUCUUCACAAUUUGGCUGGUUGAUCACUUGAUGCCGGACAAGAGCUGGGAACCACGCAGGCUGACCUUACCGAAGGAGAAGUUGCCUGAAUCGAAGGAAGUCGAACUGAUUAAGGACACCUGGAAGGAUGAAAUUAAGCCAGGUGAACCUGCUGAAAUCCACGUCGUGGAACCCUACGUGGAAAAUUAUCCGGGUGCACCAUCCAUGCAUCUACUGCUGGAACGCAACCCACUCAGGGAGCAUAACCAUCAAGCGGCCGUUUUGCUUGAAAUCAGAACGCCUGGUUCUGAUACCGUGCACUGGAAAGCCCGAUUUGUGGCAAACCCAGCAAGCUUCACAAGCCUCAAUGCUGACAGUCAGAGUAUCAAAGAUGGCUCCAAAAUCACCCUCUUUGGUGACCAAAUCACUGACCAAAGAGCUGAGAAACUUUGGCCUGGCGACCUCCUGGAGGUCAGUGAAAAGCAGGACAAAGAUUUGGCAUUUGCGGGAUGGUCUGCUGAAGCGGAAAACCCAGGUGGCAUCUCAGACGACAUGAAGAAGAAAUUGGUGGCAGAAGCGGCCGAAGUCAAAACCAUCGAGAAGCAGCUUGAGGAGAAGGUAGAACAGGAGGCGGCAAGCAGCGAGGCAGAGACGCCAGAAGAGCCUGCUGAGAAGACAAUAUGAUAACUGGGAAUACGACACGGACGAACAGGAUCGGCACUUGGAUCCCUGUGACCAUCUUCGACCCUUUGACCGUCUCCGAACGUGGAAAUGUGUGUUGCUCUAAAACGAGCAAACACAGCUUCUUCACAGGUUUGGCAGAGCGGUGGCCCAUGAGGUGUGUGUGUGUGCGUGCUUUACUUUCGUGUGGAAGGAACACGGGUUUUCGCAUGUUCUCUCCGUAGUGAAAACACCGCCCCUUUUCACCAGCUGCUCUGUCGCGUGCGCAGCGAAUGGCAAGCGAGGGCACUCGCCGUGUCGCUGUUGCAUCACCCUGAUGUUUUCGUGGAUAAGUCCAGAACUUGCUGGGCUUUAGCUUUGCCAAAGUGCUCUCUGGUCUUGUAGGAAACCAUGCAUAGAAGAUCAUAGAAGUGUGUGGGCACCAAUUUUGGAUGAUUU